AUGGACCCGCUGUAUCCGCUACUUUCAAGACUUGAAGAAGAUGUCAAGACAAAUCUCAUUCUACAUCCACAAAUAAGUUCCUUCGUCCAGCUAUUUCUACGAUAUUUAAAGGAGCCAAGAUAUCAAGCACCAUUAACAAUCACGGAGUUAUCUAAUCUAUUCAAAAAGUUCUACCAGGAUUUGAAUGUGUUGACAAUAUGUAUAUUCACCCAAUCAAACUCCACAAAAAAACAGCUAAUUUCCCACUGCGAUUAUUUCAAUGAAAACCCAAAAGUUUUUGAUUAUCUAUUGGCCAUAGCAAAUUAUAGCACAUCUUCUAUUAGACUAUUGAAAAGGUCAGAUAACGACGCAUUGUAUCAGUUGCGUGUCUUCAAUUACUACAAAUUAUUAACAAUAUUUGAAUCAAUCCAUUUGGCAGAGUUGGAGUUGUUUCAGUCAGUUAGUUUGGGUGAUGACAUUUGCUUGUAUGACAAGAUAUUUCGAUUUGAUCAGAAGGAUACAAUAUACCAAGAGUUUUUACAGGAAAAAUUAAACUGUUUACGCCAACUUAAUUUAUCAUUUAAACACUUUAUCGAUCAAGACCUUGGAAAUCAAGAUAAAUUGGUCAAUAUCAUUGACAACUUGAAUAAACAAGAAUUGAUACUGUUGCAAGAAGAUUUAACAAGCUUGAAUACAGAAAUCACCCCCUACGCCAAACUUAAGAAGAUAGUUAGCUUGCACAAGAAUCUAAUCAAAUUAUUUGCACAAAAGGGAUUUGAGAAUAAGGAAAUAAACAACGACUUGUUAUUACCUGCUUUGAUUUAUUUGCUUGUGUACAAGCUUGAAACGAAAGAUUUAUAUUUGUCAUUUUUAUUUAUUCGAAAUUUCCUCAAUCUUAUUGAUUCCCUGCCUAUUGAGUUGUAUCAAAUCAAUUUGUACUUAUCGUAUAACCCAGCACAAGAAAGAGCUCCUUUGAGUAGCAGCAAAUACAAGAAAUCAGAUAUACUUGGGUAUUUGAAUUUGCUGAAUUCUCAAGAUUUGCCACAAGAGCAGAGCCACAUAGUUAGCGACGAAUUCAAGUUUUUCACAAACGAUAAAGACUUGAUAUCAUAUAUAAACCAAAAAUUUCUAAACACAGGAGAAUUAAAUUACUAUUUAACCAAUUUUGAAGCAAUGAUAGUUUAUUUAUCUAAUAUGACAAUAACAGAACUAUUGUCAAAUAGUGAGACUGAAAUUUCUUCAGAUUUACGAAAUAGCAGUGUUUUGAACCACCCAAUUGAUAAGCUAGUUGACGAGGAGUUGCUCACUCAUUUUCAAUUUCCUGAUGGUGAGCUUGCCAAUGAGAUGAAAGCAAACGAAAACAGAAUAAAAGAAGAAGAGACCGGAAGAUCAAGAUCUUCAUCAUUAUUAAACACAAUUAGUAACAAGAUUAAUGAAACAAGAUCCAGAUCUAGCUCCUUGAGAAAAGAAAAAUUUCCUAGCUUACCAACUCCAACGGAAGAGCUUGAAGAGAAUUCUGGGUUUGCAAUGAUGCGAAAUAUUUUGGGAAGAUUCAGUUCAGCAAGCGGAACUACAGAAGGUGUUUACGACGAGGAAGAAAACGAUUCACCUCAAUCGAAUUUGAAAAAGACCAAUUCUUUUAUAAGCAAAGUGUCUCCGAUUCAUUCUCGUACACGCUCGUCGUCAUUAGAAAAUGCCACAGCAAAUCCUGGGCAUUAUAAAAGAAAUUCAAUCACAGCUAAGUUUACAAGUGGAGUCUCCGAAUUUAUGACCAAACUUAACCAACCAGCUAUUCCUUCCCAUUUGCACCAGGACAACAAUGUUUCCAAUGUUUCAUUACAGUCCAUAGAAGAUGGAGAUAGCGAUGCUACUAUGAAUAAGAGGCCAACUGCGGGUCGCAAUAGAACUACCAGUAUACAAAUUUUAGAUAAAUGGUUUGGUAACUUGUCCCCCAGUCAGACUAACUCACAACCAUUGACGGCUCAACAAGCGGAGGCUAUACCAGCCCCCACUAUAUCUAGUGUACAACCAGCGAUUCCAUCUAAAUCAAAACCAGAAGUUCUAUCGGAAGAAUUGAUUGUUGAUAUCGAACAGCUAACAAAGUUUCAUAAUUCCAAUUUUGAAUCCCUUUCUAUUCUGGAUUUACGUGAGUUGAAAAACUACUAUGAUCAAUUGUGUCAAGAUUUAUUAUCCAAUGGAAAUCACGAAAGCAACGGCAAGAUUUAUGUCAACAGCAGAAACAACUCAAUUGACAAGGUCGAAAGUCAUGCAAAUUCAUUAGAUAAAUUUAUUGGAAAAGAGACGACCGAAGCUGGAGAUUUGAAUAGCAAGGCUGAAUCGGUUGAGUCGGGUGAUAUGUUUGGUACUGCAACUAUCAUUACUUCAAGUAACAAUAGUCUAUAG
Messenger RNA from Candida dubliniensis CD36, 2382 nucleotides. RefSeq lists its product as uncharacterized. Bases 1 to 2382 code for a protein of 793 amino acids. NCBI's taxonomy places the organism in Eukaryota, Fungi, Ascomycota, Pichiomycetes, Serinales, Debaryomycetaceae. The record is from RefSeq and is a predicted model, not a curated record. The transcript has a single exon.